This is a messenger RNA of Anguilla rostrata (American eel), 5748 nucleotides long. Its product is annotated as mitogen-activated protein kinase kinase kinase 5. Gene Ontology annotation, molecular function: MAP kinase kinase kinase activity; ATP binding. Gene Ontology annotation, biological process: MAPK cascade; cellular response to stress; protein phosphorylation. The transcript is spliced from 27 exons. NCBI's taxonomy places the organism in Eukaryota, Metazoa, Chordata, Actinopteri, Anguilliformes, Anguillidae. Bases 1 to 3909 code for a protein of 1302 amino acids. The record is from RefSeq and is a predicted model, not a curated record.
AUGGAGAGAACCGACCGCAGGCGACGGAGCCUGCAGGACUUCAGGCGGAGAGAUUCUCUCAGAAUCCCGGCCGGAAGUAUGUGGCAGGACCCCCUGGCCAUCGAGCUGAGCAGCGCAAAUAAAGGAAUCGUCUCGCCGCGCACUCGGUCGAGAGCAUUGUCGGUGGUUUACGUCGUGGUCGAGGACGCGUCGCUGCCGCAGACCGAGGAGAACCUGUCGCUGAAGUGCCUGAAAGAAGCGUGCGCCGACGCGCGCGCUGUCUUCAAAACUAUUCCCUUCGAAAGAAUUGCGCUCGGGACUACGGAUAUUCUGGAUAGCUUUUAUAAUGCAGAUGUCGCCGUCGUGGAGAUGAGCGACUCCUUUUGUCAACCCUCGCUGUUCUACCACCUUGGCGUGAGAGAGAGUUUCAGCAUGACCAAUAACAUCAUUUUGUAUUGCAACAAGCAGGACAACGACCUGCAAGCGCUGAAGGAGCAGUGUGGGAGCUACACCUUCCUGCCGUACGUGGUGUCCCCGCAGGGGAAGGUGUUCGCCUGUGAUGCUGGGAUGGCCACCAGCAUUAAGGAGCUGAUGAGGCCCAGCUUCAAACUGGAGCCCCUGCUCACCCCACUGGUGGACCAGCUCGUCCGGCUGCUGGACAGCGUCCAAAUAAACUUCAGUGAGUAUUUCCGGGAGUCCGUCCGGCAGGAGAUCCGGACCGCGAGGGAGCGCUUCAGCGGGAAGGAGCUGAGCCGGGAGCUGGGCCGGAUCCAGAACCGGCUGGACACCGUGGAGCUGCUCAGCCCCGACAUCGUCAUGAACCUCCUGCUGUCCUACCGGGACGUCCAGGACUACGAUGCAGUUAUAAAGCUGGUGGAGACCCUGUCGAACCUCCCCACGUGUCUGGUGGCCACCCAGCAGAAUAUCAAAUUUCACUACAUUUUUGCACUGAACAGGAGGAAUCUGGCGGGCGACCGCGCCAAGGCGCUGUCCAUCAUCCUCCCCAUCGUGGAGUCGGCCGGGAGGGUGCCCUCCGACGUGUACUGCCUCUGCGGGCGCAUCUACAAGGACCAGUUCCUCAGCUCCGGGUUCUCCGACACCGAGAGCCGCGACCUCGCCUGCUACUGGUACGCCAAGGCGUUCGAGGGCGAGCCCACGCUGCACUCCGGCAUCAACAGCAUGGUGCUGCUCAUGGCGGCCGGACACGAGUACGACACGUCCUUCGAGCUGCGCAAGAUCGGGGUGACUCUGAGCAGCCUCCUGGGCCGGAAGGGGAACCUGGAGAAGAUGCAGGACUACUGGGACGUGGGAUUAUACCUGGGGGCGAGCAUUCUGGCCAGCGAGCACAAGAAGGUCAUCGAGGCGUCCGAGAAGCUGUACAAGCUCAAAGCGCCGCUCUGGUUUGUGGGGUCCAUCAUGGAGACGUACCUGAUUUACCGGCAGUUUUCCAAGCCGCCCGAGGUCCAGAGGCCGAAGCAGGAGAUGGUGGACUUCUGGAUGGAGCUCAUGCUGCAGACCUGCAAGCCCACGCUUUCCACCGCCCGCUGCCCGAAAGGACUGCACGAGUGGACCUUCCCCGCCGCUGCAAUUCGGGGAGUGAGCGUGUCAAAGUUCGACGGGAGGUGCUGCUUCCUGUACGUGCUGUACAACUCCGACGACUUCCAGCUCUACUUCCCCAGCGAGCUGCACUGCACCGGAUUUUGUGACCUGGUGAACUCCCUGGUCCAACAGAAGGAGGAUAUUGUGGAUGGCAACGGCCAUCUUUGUGAUGGGGAUAUGGAGUUCGUGUACGAGACCACUGAGAGCGGGGACAAGGUGGUGCUGGGAAAGGGGACGUACGGAGUGGUGUAUGCUGGGAGGGACCUCAGCAACCAAGUGCGCAUCGCCAUCAAGGAGAUCCCCGAGAAAGACUCCACGUACUCCCAGCCCCUCCACGAGGAGAUCGCUCUGCACAAGCGGCUGCAGCACCGGAACAUCGUCCAGUACCUGGGGUCCGUCAGCCAGGACGGCUUCAUCAAGAUCUUCAUGGAGGAGGUCCCCGGAGGUAGCCUGUCCUCUCUCCUGAGGUCUAAGUGGGGUCCCCUGAAGGACAACGAGGCCACCAUCAUUUUCUACACCAAGCAAGUCCUGGAGGGGCUGAAGUAUCUCCAUGACAACCAGAUAGUUCACAGAGACAUCAAGGGUGACAACGUGCUGAUAAAUACGUACAGUGGAGUGCUGAAAAUCUCUGACUUUGGCACCUCCAAGAGGCUGGCCGGCAUCAACCCCUGCACGGAGACCUUCACAGGAACCCUGCAGUACAUGGCCCCCGAGAUCAUCGACCAGGGUCCCCGUGGUUACGGGAAGCCGGCGGACAUUUGGUCGUUGGGGUGCACCAUCAUCGAGAUGGCGACGGGAAAACCCCCCUUUCACGAGCUGGGGAGUCCCCAGGCGGCCAUGUUUAAGGUGGGCAUGUUUAAGAUCCACCCCAAGGUUCCGGAGUGCAUGUCGGAGGAGGCCAAGGAUUUCCUCAUGCGCUGCUUCGAACCCGACCCCGACAACCGGGCGCCGGCCUCCGAGCUCCUCAAGCACUCCUUCCUCAGGUCCAGCAGCCGCAGGAAGGCCAAGAUGGCCGCCGAGGUGCCGAAGGACGUCGCUUUGGGUGACUACCACAGGAGUCUGUCUGUACCCAUCGCCAUCACGGUGGAAGACACCAGCGAAGAAGAUAGCGUUGGAAUUGACCUCUUCUGCUCCCUGGACCUGAGGAGGACCAAUCCUGGCGUGCGACUGUGUGACAUCGCAGAGAGCCUGCCCACCAACAGCUUACUGUCGGUGCCAGAUGACCCCUCCCUCGAUAUGGGCAGCCCCUCCUCCACAGAUGAGAACCUGGGCCUCUUCCUCCUGAGGAAGGACAGCGAGAGACGGGCCACCCUGCACAGGGUCCUGACCGAAUACAUCAACACCGUGGUGUCCAACCUCAGGGAGAGCUUGCCGCAGCAGCAGGAGGAGGAGGAGGGGCCCCGCCUCACGCCCGCGCACAUCGCGGAGCUGAUUGGCUGCCUGGGCGAGAACAUCCGCUCCCCGGACAGGAAGAACCUGACCAACAGCCUCCUGAAGCUGCGGUCCGCCCUGCAGUCCGCCGCAGUUCCCCUCAGCAGCCUGCAGGCGGUGCUCUUCAGCUUCCAAGACGCGGUAAAGAAGGUUCUGAGGCAGCAGCAGGUGAAGCCGCACUGGAUGUUUGCGCUGGAUAACCUUCUGAGGCAGGCCGUGCAGGACGCCAUCACUGUGCUGCUUCCAGAUCUGCGGGUCCAGCUGCAGUCUUCCUUCGACACCGACGACCUGGAGACCAUACCGGAGAGGGCGUCCGGAGCAGAGGAUUCUGGGAGGAUGCCGUCCCUCGACGAGCAGGACCCCCAGCAGCCCGAGGAGGAAGAGGACGUGAUGACGCCGGUCGUGAGCACGGUCAGCUCGGGCAUCCUGAGCGACUUCCAGCUCAGCGUCUGCCCUGCUGUCGAGCAGCUGUUCUCCAUGCGUCAAGAAACCAACAGGUUACUGACCCAACUGAGUGAGAGGGAGGAGGAGUACCAGAAGCUGCUGAGGGAGUCCAUGUUGAAGAGACAGGACGAAAUCUCUACCCUCAGGGUCACAAGUGUGUCGAAACCCAUCGACAUUCCCGGAGCUUCCCCUCGGAGGGAAAAGGAUCCGGAAAGCUCAGCGAUCGCGCGCUGGUUAGAGAACAUUCCGGUGGAUGAAGACACCAUAGCGAGACUGCUGUCUCACAGGUUCACCCUGCCCAGCCUGCUCUACCUGGCCUGCAGAGAUGACCUCAAGUACUGUGGGCUCAGAGGCGGGAUGCUGUGCCGUGUCUGGGCCGCCAUCACGUCUGCGCGGGAGGCCUCCAACGGCUCCCAGGGUCCUCCCGGUGACAGUCGCCAAGAUCGUGACCCGUGACCUCUGACACAUGACCUCUGACACGUUACCCACGAGGUCAAUGCACCUAAACGACAAGGAUGAAGCGUUCAAGUGUCCUUAACUAAUGACUGCUCACCAACACGCGGAAUGCCAGACUUGGGUGUUGAUAGAUGUUGCCAGCUUCAUGAGGAAAGUGUUAAGCCUCGGUGACCUGCGCUAUUUGUACUGUGUCUGCGUGUGUGUGCGUGUGCGUGUGUGUGUGCGUGUGCACGUGUGUGUGCGUGUGUGCGCGUGUGCACGUGUGUGUGCGCGUGUGUGUGUGUGUAUGUGUCUUUAGUGUGUGAUCCAAAAAUGGGUACCAAAAACAAAUAUAUUUUUGAUAUAAAUAAGCUAACUUGUGACUGUUUUUCCGCUAGAGAUCGCUGGAGCGAUGGAACUUUUUCUCAGGGGGUGGUUUUGAUAAGACUGCGAUUCACUAAUUCCUUUUCACAGAAGCUACUCACUCUUAAUAUGUAUUUAUAUAUUCAAGCUUCUUUCCACUUCAGCUGUUUUCGUCAUACUAGAUAGAGAGUAAUAGAAAGGGUGGAGAUGCUUAUACGACAUAAACAGGGAAAAUACAGGGAUUAAUAUUGAGUAUUUAUGCAAAUAUCAUGUCAGUAUAGUGCAAUAUUGUGUACAUUUUACUCUUGUUCUUGGAGUACAGCAGGGUUUUAUUAAUGUAGCUGAGGGAGCUGGAGAAGAGGAUUGUGGUCAAUGCACUGCAAAUAAGUCUGUCUUAAUUAUUUUUGUGUGUUAUAUUUAGAGUUUGACUUUUUUGCUUAUUAAGACAAUAAGAUUGCCAAUGAGGUGAAACAGUUUGGUUCAUUUCAAGAUUUAAAGAUUAAUGAAUGACCAAAGGGGUAAAACAAUUUGUCUUUACAAGCAAAAAGUAAUUUAAGACAAGCGAAUAUUUUCUGCUUUAGAGAUAGAAAAUUAAGAUUUGAUGUCUCAUUACAAGACUAAAACGCUUGUUCAGAGAAGACUUUUUUUUUUGCAGUGUGUGUACCAUCGGUUUCACUGCUAAUGAGGUCCAGAAACGCCUGCAUACGUCUGUCAUUUCAGAUGUGCAGAGAUGCAGGCAUUGCCAUAUCAAAAUGGAGUAUUCUGCUAUGUAGAUAAAUGAAAUAUAGUAUCUGGAUAAUGAAAGAUGGUGCAACGUUUGGACAACAUGGGCAAAUAAUUUGAAUAUUUUCCCAUGUGCUUACAAAUGUUGCGAUAUCUUUUUCAGAUUUGGACUGUAAUAUGUUUUUUUUUUAAAAACCAUAUUGCACUAUAUUUAAGAUGAUAUUCUCAGAAAAGUCCAAAUAUAUACAGUAUAUAUUUCGGUGUAUUCCAGUUUAAGGGUGUAAUGGAACAUUUCAGGCCUUCCUUGCCUGAGUUAUUUUGACUGUGUAAUUUAUUCUGUUCUUGGCAGUGGGAUAGGCUGUUGACAGGGUUUAAUUAGCACUGGAGCUAAUUAAGUAUUUGGCUAAAACAGAGCAGUACGGAUGGGGUGGGAGCUAUUAACGAACAUGAGCUUAAUGAUUUCGCUGCGUGCCGUGCACUUUUAUACUUGUUUACUGCGAUUGUGAUUGUGUAUUUUGUGUUUUAUUUGCACGGUUGGUCCAGAGGCAGUCACUGAAAAGGCUGUUCCAAUUCAUCCGCCAGCUAGCCAGCCCUGUAAUGUUUGAAAUAAUUAUCUGGAGUCAACGGGGGAACUGACUGCCCUAAAACGUGUUCGCACUGGCUCGCACCCGGAGUACUUUUUGUACCCUGAAAGGGGAACCAAAAAUGUUGCAGCCUGUUAAAACAAAAUUUCAUGUGUGAAUGUUUUUUUAAAAUAAAACUCCAAUGCUCCUA